AUGGGAGCCACACCCCCAUUUACGCUCCCUAGUCAACAAAACAAUAUAAUAGUAGUAGCUAGUAUACCAUUCCAGUCAAACCACAAGAUUUUUCAUCGCAGUGAUUUAUGUAUACGCAUUCUUUGAUUUGUAUUUGUAGACUCAUUCUAAUUAGAGGCCUGUUUCCACUGCCCAUUUCUGAAAAUCUCUCUCUCUCUCUCUCUCUAGCUCUCUAAUACUGUAUAUAAUCUGAAGUUCUGAACACGUACAUAUAGGCUAGGCUUGGACGGAUCUCCAUUGAUUACCAAUCCAUUUGACUUAGGAAGAGGAAAGUAAUGGGAGGAUCACCAACACCAUCAGUUCUUUAUGCCUUGGCCUUUUAUUUUGUUUCCCUCCUGGGCUUGGUUCAGAUUGUCCAAGCUCAAAAUGGUACUACUCCUCCUUCCGAAGUGAGUGCUUUGAACUCCGUCUUCAACCAAUGGGGAUUAUCAUUAUCCUCAACAGAUUAUCAAUGGAACAUAAGCGGAGAACCAUGCAGUGGAAACGCCAUCAACACUACCUGGGCCAUCGGAUGCGAUUGCAAUGGGACUGUUUGCCACAUUACCCAACUCGAAGUCCAUGCUCUGGAUGUUACUGGAGGAAUCCCGGAGGAGCUGUGGUCUUUGACUUCCCUCACAUAUUUGAACUUGGGCAAAAAUUACCUGACUGGUCCCCUGUCUUCAUCCAUUGCCAAUCUAACUCAAAUGAAGUGGCUGUACCUGGCGUAUAAUGCAUUAUCGGGGGAGGUUCCAAAGGAACUUGGAAAACUAACUAAUCUCACAGUUUUAAGCAUUUGCAUUAAUAACUUCUCAGGCUCUCUCCCAUCAGAACUGGGGAAUUUGGUAAAAUUAGAGGAUCUCUACUUCUACAGUUCUGGAGUUAGUGGAGCUAUUCCAUCUACAUUUGCUGCUCUACAAAGCCUCACAACAGUGUGGGGUUCGGAUAAUGAACUCACAGGGAGCAUACCUGAAUUCAUAGGGAACUUGUCAGAACUUAGAGAACUGAGGUUUCAAGGAAACGCCUUUGAAGGUGGAAUACCAUCAACAUUUUCCAACUUGACCUCGUUGAUGGACUUGAGAAUAAGCGAUUUAUCUAAAGGAAGCUCUUCACUGGCAUUUCUGAAAGAUAUGACGUCUCUGGAGACCUUAAUUCUGAGGAAUAACAAUAUUUCUGGUACAAUCCCCUCCAAUAUUGGUGAUUUUCAGAGUUUGUCUCAACUGGAUUUGAGCUUUAACAUUUUAACUGGACCAAUUCCAGAUUCUCUCUUCCAUUUGGGACUCUCUUACUUGUUUCUUGGGAAUAAUAAAUUGACUGGAAUGCUUCCCGCACAAAAGAGUCCUCUUCUGCAGAUGAGGCUUCAGCGGUCAAAUGUAAGACUGAACAAUUUAUCGGUUCUCAGUAAAACGAAAAUCUCAACUAAGCAUCCCCAUUAUGUCGUUGCUUGCAGAGAUGUGUCAUACAAUCAAUUAUCGGUGGAACUUCCAUCUUGGGCAAAGAACAGUGUUCUGGCUACAGGAUUGGAUUGUAUUCAAGAGAACUUUCCUUGCCUUGGGGGUAUUCCCAGUUCUCGUAAGUAUUCCGACUUUGCGAUUAAUUGUGGUGGUCCAGUGAUAACAUCAUCUAGUAGUCAGAUUGUAUAUGAGUGGGAUAACGACGUUCUUGGUCCAGCUACUUAUUAUGAGGCUAGUACAAAAAGGUGGGCAGUAAGUAAUGUUGGGCAGUUCAACGGUACAAAGGCUGCCCAGUAUACGAGUGUCUAUUCAUCUCAGGUCAUAACUAAUUCGGACUCGAGGCUGUUCCACACAGCACGGAUAUCACCGGGAUCACUAAGAUAUUUUGGGCUGGGACUUGAGAAUGGUAAUUACACUGUGACUCUCUAUUUUGCAGAGACAGAAUUCUUAAAUUCCCCAUCUUGGAAAAGUCUUGGAAGGCGUGUUUUUGAUAUAUACAUUCAGGGGAAUUUGGUUCGGAAAGAUUUCGACAUAAAAAAGGAGGCCGGUGGGGUAUCUUUCAAAGCUGUUCAGAUUGAUUUCCGAGCUCAGAUAUCAAAAAACUACCUUGAAAUCCAUCUAUUUUGGGCUGGUAAAGGGACUUGUUGUAUACCUAUUGAAGGUACAUAUGGACCUUCUAUUUCAGCAAUCAGUGCUGUCCAAGAUUUCAUUCCCACUGUUGGUAAAAACCCUACAUCCGGCAAAAAGAGUAAGACUGGUAUGAUUUUGGAGAUUGUUGUUCCUGUUGGAGUUGUAAGCUUUCUAUCUUUCCUUGCGCUCUAUUGGUUUGUCCUUUGCCGAAAAGGGCCGAGAUGGGACGACGAUGAAGAUCUCCUAGGGAUGGAUGUUAGGCCCUACACUAUUAGUUAUGCAGAACUAAAGGUUGCAACAGAAGAUUUUAAUCCUGCAAACAAACUUGGGGAGGGAGGCUUUGGACCCGUUUUUAAGGGAACACUUAAUGAUGGGAGGGUUAUUGCUGUCAAGCAACUGUCUGUGGCCUCCCGCCAAGGAAAGGAUCAAUUUGUUGCAGAGAUUGCUACAACAUCUGCUGUUCAACACCGAAAUCUUGUGAAAUUGUACGGAUGUUGCAGUGAGGGGAACAAACGACUGAUUGUGUAUGAGUAUCUUGAAAACAAGAGUCUUGAUCAAGCAUUGUUUGGGAAGACAAGUUUGUUUCUUAACUGGCCCAUCCGCUUUGAUAUAUGCUUGGGUGUAGCAAAGGGUCUAGCUUAUCUUCAUGUGGAAUCUCGGCUUCGCAUUGUGCACAGGGAUGUUAAGGCAAGCAAUAUUCUUCUUGACUCUGACCUCAACCCCAAAGUUUCUGAUUUUGGUUUGGCCAAACUUUUUGAUGACAAGAAGACCCACAUCAGUACCCGUGUUGCAGGGACAUUAGGGUAUCUUGCACCUGAGUAUGCUUUGCUUGGGCAACUUACAGAAAAGGCCGAUGUGUUUGGCUUUGGUGUUGUAGCUUUGGAGAUUGUCAGUGGAAGGCCAAAUACUGACUCGAGCUUGGAAGAAGAAAAGAUCUAUCUCCUUAAAUGGGCCUGGCAUGUGCAUGAAACCAACCGUGAAGUUGAGCUAGUGGAUGCUAGAUUGUUAGAAUUUGACGAGGAAGAAGUAAAACGAGUUAUACAAGUAGCUCUUUUGUGCACCCAGAUAUCUCCACAACAACGCCCCUCCAUGCCGCGUGUAGUGGCGAUGCUUUCAGGAGACAUUGAAGUUAGUGCAGUUACUUCACGGCCUGGAUAUUUGACUGACUGGAACUCAGACACAUCCAGUUUUAUGACUACGGAUAUUCCAAGUGCAGAAGACGUACAUAGCCAAUUCAGUUCAUCAACGAGUCGGAUACUCUAAGUGCAACGAACAUAGCCAAUUCCGUUCAUCAAUGAGUGCAAGCAUGGCAGCAAAUCCAGGGUUAGAGAUUUUCAACGUAAUAAAUGGGUUUCUAUUUGGGAUUUUUUGAAAAAAAAAUUCUUUUUUGUAUUUUGAUAGAUUUUUGUGAAAUUUUGCAACACCUUUAAUCUAAAUCAACUUUGCAAAUAAUAACAAACGUGUGUACUUGUUUGACAUUUAGAACUUCAUGUUCUUAGGAUUGAAAGUAGAUGUGGCAAUUUGUGUACAGUAAUAUGGGGGUUUCAUCUAAAUCCAUCCAUUUAUAAUUAGCUCAAA
This is a messenger RNA of Rhododendron vialii, 3677 nucleotides long. RefSeq names its product probable LRR receptor-like serine/threonine-protein kinase At1g56140. The transcript has 23 exons. Gene Ontology annotation, molecular function: protein binding; protein kinase activity; ATP binding. Gene Ontology annotation, biological process: protein phosphorylation. Bases 315 to 3362 code for a protein of 1015 amino acids. Lineage: Eukaryota; Viridiplantae; Streptophyta; Magnoliopsida; Ericales; Ericaceae. The record is from RefSeq and is a predicted model, not a curated record.